Molecule: messenger RNA, 1593 nt
Organism: Drosophila ananassae
Lineage: Eukaryota; Metazoa; Arthropoda; Insecta; Diptera; Drosophilidae
Exons: 3
Coding region: 129-1478 (449 amino acids)
Source: RefSeq, a predicted model, not a curated record
CACUACCGUAGCUUUAGAAUCUAAAGUUCUAAAGUUUAGACUUACAGUUAUUUGAACCUUUUUCGAGCUAUAUUUUUAAUAAACUUUUAAUAAGCUACCAUAAGGUUAAUAAAGCAAAAAUAUAGAAAAUGUUCGUGAAAAUAAAACUCGAAAACGAGGUUGAUGGGAAGCCCCACAUCUUCGAGUUGGUUGAUACUGCUACAAUUUUGGAUUUGAAAGCGAAAAUGGAACGUAUUGUGAACAUUGCUAUUGACCAUCAAGAGAUCAGAAGCUUAUCAAGGUGGAUGCAAAACGGCGAGAAGCUCUCCACAUUGCUGCUCGAUCAGGAGCACGAUAAGGAUCCCGCGAAGAAUGGGGCGGCUAUUUCGCUACUUAAUCAAGGCGAAUUUGUGUGUUUCCUACAAUUUUACAGUAGGACUGAAGCCGGUGCCCAACAAAACUUCUUCUCUCAGCCCCGGGAAACGAAACUAAUGCCCGUUGAGCGCCCUCCACAAUACUGUGAACUGUCGGAUUCACAGGACUCGUCGUCCUCAGACCAGUCAGAAAGCAGCUAUGAUUCAAGUAGUACAGAUGGUAGUUCUACCAUUAAACGCACCAGGUCCUCUGAGGAAAAGGAACCUCUAGCAAAGCGUAGGCGUUUGCCAAUCUACCCAAACGUCGAGACACCCACCUUGCCUACCAGGAGCGUAAGUUUGUCUAAUAACACACCCAAAAGUGUGACGGGAAUGUUGCUGUCCAAAGCUGUGGCAAGCGCGCGAUCAUGUAAUCCGGAUUAUACCAGCGAACAAGAAUCCGAAGACCAGGAAAACAAAGGGAAGGAACAAGUUUUUAAGGAUGAAGUAAGGACGCUUCAAAACUGCAAAAGGACCAAGUGUGAUCACUUGAACACUAGUCCUCCGUAUGCCACGACUUUUCCGGAAAAGAGACGUUAUGGUCUUGUUAUUAGCAAUAAAGACCAAAAGGCAGAGGAUGUAGACCUCAAAGCUAUUAUGGAGCACUUCUUUGAUGUAUUCGGAAAGGUUUCUGAGCAAGCUUUAAACUUUUCGAACUGUACGGCUAUGGCCAAAUUCUGUUCAAAUCUUUUAAUUGUUUGUGAAGAUGAACCCACUGUAAAAUGGGUGAUGAGUGCGGUCGCCGGCGUUACACCGCCCCACUCCUGCCUUUCGUUCAUCAAAUUUUUCGGACUUAUACGAACCUCCUUUGUUCUUCCUUUGAUAGUAGUAGGAAAGCCUCUGAGCUCUAUUUUUGAGCUGCUGGAAACGCAAAAUUGUGGACUUGUCACCAGCAAAUGGACCGUUGUGGCUCGAAAAUUGUUGGACCCUAGCUUAGAUAAUUAUAGCCUCAAAGCCGUUUCAGUUCUUUGUGACAACGAGCAGAUCGAAGUGUAUAUAGAUGAAGAAAGUAAAAAGAUAAUUGUGGAAAACUCUGGACAUAUUAACUAUUGCUUUUGGAAAUUACGUUUUCAAUUUGCAUGCUAAAACGAUGUUAGAUCAAAAAGCAUAUUUUUCAAACUGAGAAUUAUCAAAUUUAGCUUUAAGUUGUUUUGUUUUGAAGUUAUUUAUUUGAAGUGUAAAUAAAAUCGUCUAAAAAAUA